AUCAAGAGAAAUUCUUCCGAUUAAGGCGACUCACAGUAGAACAAUUUGAAGAAUUAUUAACAAUAAUCCGAGAUGAUAUUAAAAAACGAAGCUAUAGAGAGUUUUUAACACCGGAAUUUCGCCUUGCCCUCACACUCUGUUACUUAGCAUCUGGCAAUAGCAUUGUCAGUUUGUCGAACUACUGGAAAAUAGGCAAAUCUACUGCAUAUGGGGUGAUUAAAGAAACAUGUGAGGCUAUAUGGAAGCGAUUGAAGAGUAGUCAUUUAGCACCACCUUCUACACAAGAAUGGAAACUCAUAGCAGAUGGGUACUGGUCAAGAUGGAAUUUACCAAAUUGUUGUGGGGCUUUAGAUGGAAAACAUAUCAGGUUACAAUGUCCAUCAAAAAGUGGCUCCCAAUUCUUCAAUUAUAAGCAAUUUUUUAGUUUCGUGUUAAUGGCACUGUGUGACAGCAAAUAUUGUUUUACAUGGGUAGAAGUAGGAGAUUAUGGAUCUCUUCCAGACAGCAGUAUUUUUACUUCCUCUGCAUUGGGUAAAGCCAUGGAAGAAGGAUCUCUGAAUUUUCCAGAUCCGAAACAACUGCCUGGUACUAAUGUAUUGGUUCCCUAUUAUUUUGUCGGCGAUGAAGCAUUCCCAUUACGUACCGACUUAAUGAGACCAUAUCCAAGAAGGAAUCUCACAAGCGAGGCAAAUAGAAUUUUUAAUUACAGGCUUUCUCGUGCAAGACUUACAAUUGAGAAUGCUUUCGGAAUUUUGGCAUCAAGGUGGCGAGUUUUGCGUACCGCUUUGGCUCAUCAACCUAGCAAUGUAGAAAGUAUUAUUCUUGCCACGGUAUGUCUCCAUAAUUUUAUCAUAAAUAGGGAAGAACACUUGCAGGGGUUCAAACAGUACUGCCCACCUUCAUAUGUGGAUCAUGAAGAUGUCAGUGGUAAUAUUAUACCUG
Vollenhovia emeryi is the source of this 942-nucleotide messenger RNA. RefSeq lists its product as uncharacterized. The annotation marks the transcript as partial. The record is from RefSeq and is a predicted model, not a curated record. Lineage: Eukaryota; Metazoa; Arthropoda; Insecta; Hymenoptera; Formicidae. The transcript has 4 exons.